AUGAGAAAAAUUUGGUCUAGAAAGGAUAAAGACAAGAGGAAAAGUUUAUCAAACAAUUUAUUAUCCAUUAAUAGUUCAAAUUCAAAUUUAAAUUCGGUUUCGUAUUCCGAUAGUAGUUCUCGUGAUGAUUUAUCAAUUAAACAAGUUAAUAAUGAUUACGAUCACCAAUCAUCCAUACCGAAAGAUAAUAAAGAUGAUUUAAACUCAAUUCAAACUGAUUUAACUAAUUCUACAACAGCAUAUAAUGGUAAUAAUUUCAAUGCUUAUUAUAAUGACAAAUUUACGUCGAUUAAUUCGAACAAUUCACUGACGUUUUUAAAUCACCACUCGGGGAAAUCUUCAAUUUCUGCAACUGCAACAACAACAACAACAGCAACUGCAACAACUUAUACUCCAUCGUCAGCUAAUUCACUCUCAAACUAUGAAUUCUCCAGUCUAGUUGAACCUGAUUAUGAUUCGAAAUUAAUAAAAAAUAAUUGGAUCAAUGGUGUACUCAAUAAUACAGAAAUUAAUGAAAGUAAUUUGAAAUUAUUAAGAGCAGAAUUGAAAGGAUCAUAUUUAUAUUUAUACAAACCUAACUCAUCAUUAAAUAUUAAAAAUUUCAAAUUGAAUAAUGAUCUAAAAGACUUUGAUGAAAUCAAUUCCAUAAGUGAACAAACAUUGAAUGAUUCCCUACCAACUAUUAGAAAAAACUCAGUAUUUGAAAGUAAUUCAAUCUCUACAGUUAAGUCAAAACCAUUCAAAAUUUAUUACCAAAAAACAAAUCUACCACAUCCAGAGCUUAGUUAUGACUUUGAUUCACAUGUAUUUAUUAAUAGCUUUUUCAAUAAUGGGAAAAAUUCAUUAGAAUCUAUAAUACAUUUUUUAUUAUUUGCAAUGGAUCCAUCCGAUUCACAUUCGGUUAAGACUAUAAUUCAAACACUUCCAAUAUUACCCAAUUUUAAUGAAACGUUGACUUUUAUUUCGCAAUAUCUUGAACUUAUUUUUAAAGGUGCAUUUGAAGGAUCAUAUAAUAAAGAUUUGAUACAGAAAAGAGUGUUGGAAUUUUUGAAUCAUAUACAACAACAUUUUGAUGGUUAUUUAUUAAAAUCAGAUACUGCUCCUUCAAUUUUGAAAAUCCUUGAAAUUAUAUCAAUUGACAACAAUAAUGACGUAUCAAGCUUCAAACAAAUCAUGUUACAAAAACAGCAAACUUUAAUUGAUUUAUUGAAUAAUACAACUCAAACAAGUCAUUUACCAUUUCAAUAUUUAAAUUCAGAAUAUUUCUUAAAAAAAAUUAACUUAAUUGAUUUUGCAAAAUCUAUUAGUGAAGUAGAUUUAAAAUUUUUUAAAAAUUGGAAUUCAAAUAUUGAUAAAUCAUUAUUAUUAUCUUCUUCCAUAAAUUGUGAUGAAUAUAAUAAAGACUCUUUUUAUAAAAAAAAUCCUUUGAUUUUUAAUAAUGAUUAUCAUAUUCAUUAUUUAUCAAGAUUAUUAAUAAAUCAUUUAUUUAUUGAAAAUCAAUCAAAAACAAGUUCUUUGGAAUAUAAAGCAAGAUUGCUUGAAAAGUGGAUAGAUUUGGGAUGUUUAUUAGAUAAAUCUGGUAAUAUGUCUUCUUGGUUGGGUAUUUCUUCAAUUAUUUUAUCUUUACCUAUUUUAAGAUUGACAAAAAUUUGGUCAUUAGUUUCACAAGAUUAUAUCAAGUUGUUGAAAAAUGAUUGGUCACCAGUUUUAUUUGAAUUAGAUAGAAGAUAUUUGGUUAAUGAAACAACUCAUAUUGAACUGUCAAACAAUGGUUUGGGAGAAUCUAAUAUAAAAGAUUCGUAUCAUAUAAUGGCACCUAGAGGAUUAGGUAAAAUAUAUCCACGAGAAAAAGUUAUACCAUAUUUUGGUGAUCUAGUCAUUAAGAAUAAUAUUGAAAAUUGUGAUGUUUAUGAAUUGGAAUCAGUUUGGAAAAAAAUUAAUUAUUCUUUUGAUCGUUGGAAUGACUAUUUGAAUAAUUUAAAUAAUUUUGAUGAUAUAAUUAGAUAUAAUGAUGAUGUUUUACGAAGAUAUGAUUCAAUGGGUUUUAUCUUUUCAAAUGAAAGUUUGAAUCAGGUAUUGUAUUUAGGGGUAAACAAUGGAAGUAUAAAAGAAAAUAAUCAACCACGUAUUAAAGAAACUAGAGAUUAUGAAAUGGAAUCUGUAUUACUUUCAUUAAUAGAUUUGAAUUGUGAGUCCUUUAAUUUAAACAAAAUUAUGAAGUAUUCCCUUGAAUCAGAACCAGAAUUACCCGAAAAUUAUUUGACAAAAAGCUAUACAAAUAAAAAUAAUUCAACUAUAUCAGUUAAUUCAAUUGAAUCGGAAAGUGAAAAUGAUCCACUGAGUAAACUUCCCAUAUUUAACAAUCAAUAUUUCAAAAUUAGUUUGAAGAAUUAUGAUGAAUUAGUUGCAGACGGAAAAAAGGAAGGUACACCACCACCAAUAACAGUCCAUAACCUUGUAUUCAGUGUUGAUAACUUCGUAAUGGAUACUGAAAAUAAAGUGAAUAAUUUUACAAUUGAAGAUGAGGAAGAAGAAACAGGUUUAGGAAUAGAUGUGGAUAAUAUUUUGAAUUCAGAAAAAUUUAAUACUUUCCCAUUGUCACCAAAUUUAAGAAAACAAAAUUCGGAUAAAUCAUUAGAUGAAUCAACAAAGUAUAUACCAAAAUAUGCAACAAUCGAUAGAUUGAUAGAUUUGUUGUUACUUGAAUCUGAAUAUUUUAACGAAGAUGUACACAUUGAUUUGACAGAAUUCAGAUUUGUAUUUCUAUUAAAUUACAGCAGUUUUAUUUCAACGAAUGAACUAUUGAACCAUUUAGCUUAUAGGUUUGUCAAUUCUGGAAAUGCAGUGGUUUCAAUAAUGCAUCAUCAAACUGAUUCCAUAUGGACAUCAGACCCAACUAGAAUAAGUGAAACUGAUGUUGAUUACAGUUUAUUAUUAAAAAUUCAAAUUAAUAUUUUAAAAGUUUUGAUUUUAUUGCUAACCAAUUUUUAUUCCAAUUUCUCCCUUGACUUGAAUAAUAAAGACAAAUUGAUCAAAUUAUUAAGACUAUUCAGUAAUGAAAUUUUACAAUGGUACAAUUCAAAUAAAAUAGAUAACUUACUUGAAAAAUCAUUUGAAAGUUUGGUUAUUCAUUAUAAAAAAUUGAAGAAAUUAUUUGUGAAGAAAACUUACAGACCAAUAGAAAUUCUGAAAUUUGAUGAAUAUUUGACAAAUGAGUACAAGUUUAAUAAUUCAUUACAUGAAGUACCACUGAAUAGAAAUUUACCAAGUUAUACAAAUAUCCUCAAGGUUGAAAAAUUCUUAUACAAAUUUAACAAAGUAUUGACUGUUUUUUACAAAGGAAUUAAGGCAGAAGAUUGGAUAAAAAUAUUUAAAAUUUUAGAAAAUUCAUUUGAAAAGAAUAACUUAUUAAAUUAUAAUCUACAAAAAUCGAACAUUCCUGAAGAUCAAAUGAUUAUUUCAAAUAUUUUCCAUUAUUUUGAAUCUUUGAAUGAACGUCAAUUAUUAUUGAAACAAUUUCCAUUAGUGUUUAGAAAAUUGUUUAAACUUAAUUUUAAAUUUAAAAGUUAUUUAUUAAUUCAAUUGACUGAUUCAAAUAUUACUGCAGAAGAAAGAAUCGAAAGAAUGAAAACUUUAUUAAUAAUGGUUAAAAUUUCCAAAUUGAAAAUGGAUGAGAAUUUAUUUGUGUUUGAAGGUAAGGGAAAUAUUCCAUCUUGUAUUGAGACAGCUAUUAUUAAUGUUAUUUAUUCACCAGAAAGCAGACUAUAUUCAAGUUUAUGGAUUAAAUGCUGUAAAUUUUUUGAUCAAAAUAUGGAAAAAUUUGAUGAUAUUGAUACUAUUUUACCAAAAAGUGUCAAACUUGAUGAUUUACAAUCCUCAGAACCUUUAUUACCAUGUUUUGGAUGGAUCAUAGAAAAUUUAAUUGCUAUUAACAAAUGCCCUUCCUAUUAUGGUCAAAUGAUUAAUUUUAAUAAAAGAUAUUUAGUUUUCAAAUUGAUUAAAGAAUUGAGUAUUGAAGAUCCAGAUGAAUUUGACACAUAUCAUGAUUCAAAGGAAUUUGAAUUUUUACUAAGAUUAGACGAAACAUAUCAUAAUGACCAUCACGAAUUGAUUGUGUUUUCAGAUACAAAGCAUGGAUUAUUUAAGGAAGUUUUGAAAAUGCAAUAUGGAAUUUUAUCAAUUGAAAAUAAAAAGAAGAAUCAUAAUGAACCUAUGCAUACUAUAACCAAGAAAACUUCAAACAAUUCAUUUAAGAGACAAUCUUUAUUAUAUAAAACUAAUUCAGCUUCAAGAUUUAAAAUUAGUGGACUUUUCACAAAAUCAAGACUUUCAUUAGGUGCUGAAAGAAUUAUCAAUGUUGAUGAAUUACCUGACCCUCAAGUAGAAUCAAAACAAAAACCUGUUUUAAUAUUACCUUUGAGAAAUAAAAAAAUAUUUCCAGUUUAUAUCAUGCCAUUAUGUUUUAAAAUUGAUUCAGAUUCAAAUGAAGAAUAUUUUUUCCAAGCAACUAAUGAAGAUGAUUUAAAUGAUUGGCUUAUGAAAUUAAAUUUUGCAAAUCGUCAUUGGUUUUAUUCAAAAUUACUUAAUUUUAAAGUAACUAAUAAUAAUAUUACUUUUGGAGUACCAAUUAGCUAUAUAUGUAAAAGAGAACAAUCGAGUUUUCCUAAAUUUUUACAAAAAAUAUUUGAGGAUAUUGAAAAUAAUGGAUUAAAAGAUGUUGGAUUAUACAGAAUUAGUUCUUCAUUAAGUGAAUUAAAUAAUACCAAAUCUUUAAUUGAUAAAUAUGGAUAUCUUCCUGAUCGUCAAUUAGAUACUCAUGCAUUGACAAGUUUAGUUAAAUCAUAUUUUCGUGAGUUACCAGAUGCAUUAUUAACAGAUGAAGUUAUUACUGAUUUUAUGAAAGAAAAAGAUGGUUCAAUAGAGACUUAUAAAAUUAUACUUGGUAAAUUACAAACUAUUAAUUAUAAUACAUUGAGAAUAUUAAUUCAACAUUUGAAUAAGAUUAGUCAAUUUAGUGAAGAAAAUAAAAUGACUGCAUCUAAUAUUGCUACUGUCAUUGGACCUGCAUUGACUGAGGCAAGCAAUUUGGAAAUUUUAAUUAACAAUUUUGGAUUUAUGAAUUUAGUUUUGGAAAAGAUUAUAUUAAACUUUGUGGAAAUAUUUGAUGAUGAAUAA
This is a messenger RNA of Insectozyma verbasci, 5175 nucleotides long. The record is from the annotation of a GenBank genome assembly. Lineage: Eukaryota; Fungi; Ascomycota; Pichiomycetes; Serinales; Debaryomycetaceae.